GACACUUUGCCGUUCUCAUCGGGUGAAGACAUGAACAUUACUGAAGAGGGGCCAGAGCCACAGCCGCUUUACUCCGUGGUCUUUGGCUGUAUUCUAGCGCUGGGUCUGCCUCUUAAUGCCGUGUCACUGUGGACUCUGCUCAGACACCACAGCCUCAAAUCCCCCAGUGCCGUCUUCAUGGUGAACCUGGCAGUCUCAGACCUGCUGCUGGUGGUCUCUUUACCAAUGAGGGUCUACUACUACGCCACAGGCACCUGGCCUCUGGGCAAUUUGGUUUGCAACUUGAUUACAAUGCUCUUUCACAACAACAUCCGCUCCAGCGCCUUCUUCAUCACCUUCAUCAGCGUGGACCGGCUGCUGGCUGUGGUUUAUCCUCUGAGGUCACGCCACCUUCGAACCUCGUCUAACGCCUGGAAAGCUGCAGCGCUCGUUUGGCUGCUUGUGUUGGUGAUCAACAUCCCAGAGAGUAUGCGCUUUUCAAGGUUUUUAGAUAAAUUACCUGAAUCUUCCUGUUUUGAAUUUAUGCGUCCUCCUAGAUCAUCGUUGCAUUACAUUCAGCCCGUGGUCAUGUUCAGCAUGCUGGCCGUCAACAUGGUGUGCACGGCUCUGGUGUCUUGGACUCUGAACAGACGCCUGAAUGACUCUGCCAGGGUCAACAACAAGGUGAAUGUCAUGCUGAUUUUCUUCUUGAACCUGGUUAUGUUCAUCAUGUGCUUCAUAUCGCCAUCUGUUGGUAUACUUUCAACAAAUAAUCAGGUAACACCUUUAAUAUGUCUCGCCAGUGUGAACUGCUGCCUGGAUCCUUUGUUGUAUUACUUUUGUCUUGAUGCUUUCUGGAAGAAGAAAGAGGAUGUGAAUCUUCCAGGAGAACAGCAGUUAAAGGACAUACGAUCUCCAUGUGUCGGUUUGGAAUGAUCAUUUGGCUUAAAUGUUUAAAGUGUGACAAAAAAAAUCUGUGAAUUGUGUAAAAUAUGCUUGUUAAUAGCUGCCAUAUUUUGUGUCCCUGUGCACUGUAUUUCCACGAUUGUUGCAUGUUGUUGUUUAGCUACGGCAAAAGUUGUUCAAAAGAAUCUCAUGCCAAUGUAUUAAACAUGUAUUUGAACUUCA
Messenger RNA from Labrus bergylta (ballan wrasse), 1107 nucleotides. Its product is annotated as lysophosphatidic acid receptor 5-like. Lineage: Eukaryota; Metazoa; Chordata; Actinopteri; Labriformes; Labridae. The record is from RefSeq and is a predicted model, not a curated record. Gene Ontology annotation, biological process: phospholipase C-activating G protein-coupled receptor signaling pathway; positive regulation of Rho protein signal transduction; behavioral response to pain. Gene Ontology annotation, cellular component: plasma membrane. Gene Ontology annotation, molecular function: lysophosphatidic acid receptor activity.